CUGCAACUUACUGUGCGCAGCAAUAACGUUAUACUGCUCACUUUUUGUUCUCAUUCAAAUUCAAGGAAGUUGAAGAUCGCACCAUGCCGGUAUCUUUACAGAAAGUUCAUAAGCAUAUUGCUAAAAAGCGAGGGGUAGUUGACGCACUGCAUGAGAACAGCAGAGAUGCGAAGAGAUUGCGCCGCGCAGGUAUUAGAGACGAUCGGGUUGCUCGUGUCUCUGCCACAUUGGCCCGAGGACGACAGUCCUACAUUGACCGGAUUGUAUACUUCCACGAAAAUGUCCCGAAGGAUGCAGGCGCCUUCUCGGAUAGUGACAUGAUGAAUUUAAUUGUUAGAUACAUCAACCGAAGUGUCCCUGAAAUCGAGCAAUUACAGAGUGAACGGCGGAAAGGCCGACCCCCCAGCAAACGAGAGGAAAAUCUCCUCCAGCGAACCGACGUGGAGAAUAAAGAGUUUAAGACCGGUUUCUGGUUGCCCGAUCUUAGCCAACAAGAUGUAAUCAAGGCCCUUGCCUCAUGGAAUGGGGAUUGGUCCGGACUCAGCAGCAUGAAGUUCAUUCGCUUGACCAAGGAUGGUGGGAAGCAGUCUUCAGCUUUUCCUCCGAAAGGGAUGUCGUGAUCUUUAGUUAUGGUUUUGGUUUUAAGACCCCAUCGCUCACAUUGGUUUUGGCACAUAAUGGCGUUGACGACCGUAUAUACCAGCAUCUUGAUGUUCGUUAGUAUGUUUCAAGGUUUGGCUACAAAAGCACAUCAACCAAACGUCUGCUCUGCAUCUGUGACGGCAUUGCACAUCGCCGCCAGGUUAUUACCUGUAGGAUAAAAAUUAAACUUAAAAAUAGCAAUGGCAGGAUCAGGUUCACAGCGGAAACACUGG
Molecule: messenger RNA, 875 nt
Organism: Aspergillus pseudonomiae
Lineage: Eukaryota; Fungi; Ascomycota; Eurotiomycetes; Eurotiales; Aspergillaceae
Product: translation machinery-associated protein 16
Exons: 3
Coding region: 84-620 (178 amino acids)
Cellular component (GO): nucleus
Source: RefSeq, a predicted model, not a curated record